This is a messenger RNA of Aspergillus nomiae NRRL 13137, 1317 nucleotides long. Its product is annotated as NAD(P)/FAD-dependent oxidoreductase. Bases 1 to 1317 code for a protein of 438 amino acids. The transcript has 3 exons. NCBI's taxonomy places the organism in Eukaryota, Fungi, Ascomycota, Eurotiomycetes, Eurotiales, Aspergillaceae. Gene Ontology annotation, molecular function: flavin adenine dinucleotide binding; saccharopine oxidase activity; sarcosine oxidase activity. The record is from RefSeq and is a predicted model, not a curated record.
AUGACCUCACGCAACCCCUCGUACCUCAUUGUUGGCGCCGGCGUCUUUGGCGUCUCAACUGCCUAUCAUCUUAUUCAGAAGUAUCCCAAUGCAUCGGUAACUCUAGUGGACCGAGAUUCAUACGACGCCGAGUCUCGUGUGGCUGCUUCAUGGGAUUGGAACAAGGUUGUCCGCGCCGACUACGAUGAUAAGAUCUACUGCAGACUGGCUCUAGAAGCUCAGGACAUUUUCAAGUCGGAUCCCCUUUGGCAGCCAUAUUUCCACCAGACUGGCGUCUACUGGACGUGCCGCAGUAGCUAUGCGCAAACCGUCAUCACCAACCACAAGGAGCUCGGCCGCAACGACGACAUCAUCGCCCUGCCUGUCGCGGAGGCCCGAAAGCUUUACGGCGGGCUUUUUGACAAUGCUGACUACACCGGUGUGAAGGAGGUUCUGAUUAACAGGGCCAGUGGUUGGGCUGCCGCUGGAGAUGCUCUUCGAGCAGUCACCAAAAGGUGUCUUGAAUUGGGCGUCAAGUACGUGACUGCUGACGUUGCCACGCUGAAAUUCGAUGGUCGCGGUUCUUGCACCGGUGUCAAGACGAAAUCGGGACAAACUUUGUCGGCCACGCAUGUUAUCGUCGCUGCUGGCGCUUUCACACCAACAUUGCUGGAGUGGUCCGCUGCGGCGAGCGGCAAUGCCGGCCUCCGAGCUGAAGAGCGAAUUCUGGCCGCUGGUAUUACGACAGGAAUGGCACAGCUCAAUAAGGAGCAGUACAAGAAGUUCAAAGACAUGCCCGUUGGCUUCCAGGGCUACACCCCCAAUGAGGGCAAGCCCUUCAUUGGUACCCUUCCUCCUACUGCAGACGGAGAGCUGAAGUGGUGGGGUUCUAAGAUUUUCACAAACACUCGAGAAGUGCUACCUGGCCGUCAUAUCUCCUCACCCCCUCCUAAAUCCGAUUACAACCAGUGGAAUGUUCCUGGGCCACUUAGGCAGGACAUUGUCGAGUCCAGGAAUCUAUGGUAUGGGCCUGAGAGCGCAGAUUGGCAGAUGACGAAACACCGGAUUUGCUGGGACGCUUUCACCACUACCUCUGAUUUCAUCAUUUCUCCUCACUCCGCCUCAAAGGGUCUCUACGUCGCAAGUUGCGGUUCGUUCCAUGGCUACAAGUUCUUCCCCGUGCUGGGCAAAUACAUCGUACAAAUGCUUGAGGGCGAGUUGGAGCCCGAAUUGGUAGAGAAAUGGGCCUGGGACCGAGAGCGACCUGAUUCGUCUCAAAACGUCGAGUAUCCAAACGCUGAGAUGAAGCAUCUCUUGCAGCCUGUAUCGAAGCUGUAG